Molecule: messenger RNA, 2528 nt
Organism: Gaeumannomyces tritici R3-111a-1
Lineage: Eukaryota; Fungi; Ascomycota; Sordariomycetes; Magnaporthales; Magnaporthaceae
Product: CCCH zinc finger domain-containing protein, variant
Exons: 4
Coding region: 636-2216 (526 amino acids)
Molecular function (GO): metal ion binding
Source: RefSeq, a predicted model, not a curated record
AAGCCGACGAAACGCGACCGAAUCCGGUGAAAUCGAAAGUUCAGUCUUCUUUUGUCGACGAGUAGCGCCCGAGAUACCCAACCGCCUCGACUCCGGCACACACCGCUGAAGCUAGUAAACCCUCGACGUCUUCUAGACAACCCACGAUCCGCUUUACCGCACACGUCCCAUCAGAGACGGUCAUUUGCGCCUCUUCGCCCACAUCUGGUGCUGCGGCGCAUCGGAACCAGGGCCCUCUGCCUACCAUGGCCAUUUGCAGGUUCUUCCAGCAGGGCAAUUGUCGGUAUGGCAAUUCUUGCAAAUACGAGCACCCAAACCCGAACAACAACCGCUUCGGAGCCUUUGGCGGCGGCGGCGGUAAUGGCGGCUUCAACAACAACGGCAACAACAACAAUAAUAAUAAUAACAGCAACAACCGUCCCAAAGCCACGCCUCAUCCGCGCAGCGCCUGCCCGGCCCCGUCCUAACAAACCGAUCCAGACAUACCCUUCUCCCUGAGCAAGGACAUCAUCCAGAUCGACCUGACGACCGACCGACCGCAAUGGAUCCUGUCCGCAUACGGCCCCGGCCGUGACGCCCCGGAGCAGCUCUUCGGGGGCUUCCCGCGCGAGCAGAGCUUCGAGGAGGUCCGGCUCAUGUACGAGGAGGGGCUGGCGAUGGGGAACCCACAAGCAGCGCUCUCCCAGAUCGAGAGCGUAUACAGGGAAGCCGACAGCCAGAUGCAGAACGCGCUGAGCAACCUCGACGGCGCGAUGCAGUACAUAAUAGACGCCCAAAACAAGAACCCGAACCGCAUGAGCCUGGUGCAGAACAACACGAGCGGCGUCUUCGCCGUCGGACAGCAGCAGCAGCAGGCCAGCCCGUUUGGCCAGCCGGCGGCCGGGUUCGGCGCGCCUUCGGCCGGCGCAUUCGGCGCACCGUCGGCCACGCCUGCUGCUGGCGGUGGGUUCGGUCAACCGUCGACACUGGGCCAGAAACCCAGCGCGUUUGGGACUCCCGCCUUUGGGCAAGCCGCACAGCCCUCCGCCGGUGGUGGUGGUGGUGGUGGUGGUGGUGGUUUCGGUCAGCCGUCGGCGUUGGGCCAGAAGCCCAGCGCGUUCGGCACGCCCACGUUCGGCCAGAGCGCGCAGCCCGCGGGGGGCGCGUUUGGGCAGGCCGCGAAGCCCGGUGGGUUUGGCCAGCCGGCAUUCGGGCAGUCGGCAGCCCCUGCGUUUGGGCAAUCCAGCGCCAUGGGCGCCGCACCGGGCGGGUUCGGCCAGCCGUCGGCGUUGGGCCAGAAGGCAAGCCCGUUCGGGGCCGUCGCCGCCACCAGCUCAACCCCCUUUGGCGGCAAUGCUACCCCAAGUCCCUUCGCGCAGGCCGCGCAGGCCGCGCAGGCCGUGCAGACCAGUACCCCCAGUCCUUUCGGGGCAGCUGCGGCAUCUACAACUGCAGGCGCAGGCGGUUUCGGGCAGCCCUCUGCGCUCGGCGGCGCGAGCGGAUUCGGGCAGCCAUCAGCGCUCGGUAGCUCAGCCGGGUUUGGCCAGCCUUCGGCUCUAGGCCAGAAGGCCAGCCCGUUCGGUCAAGCCCCAGCUCCCAACCCGUUUGGUCAGACGCAGCAGGCGCAAGCACUAGGCCCAUUUGGAGCCCCCGCGCCGGCAGUGGACCAGUCGGUCCAGAUGGGGGGAGCCACUCCAACCGCGCCCUCUACGUCAGGUUUCGGCCAGCCCCCAGCUCAAGCUGCAUCCAGCAACCCGUUCGGGCAACCGACGCCGGCAGCAAACCCAUUCGGCCAACCCGCCCAUGCCGGUCACCCCUUUGGAGCCCCCACCGGCGGCGCGCCUCAACAGCAGCAGCCGGCUAGUGCCGCCGCAGGGCCCGGGCCCUACGCGCCCAACGCCGCGCGGCAGCACCCGCCGGCCUCGAGCUACAUCACCAAACACCCGAACGGCACCCUGGCCACCUUCAAGGGCAAGACGGUCAGCAUGCAGACCCCGCGAGAAGGGAGCUCCGCGACCAAGCCGUUCCCGAUCACGCGCGGCUACGGCGGCCCGGCCACGCGCGUGUGGAAUCCCGACGGCGCCCCCGCGUACUACAAGGACACCGAGGCGCCGCCCGAGGCGUACGACGCCGCGAUCAAGGGCGCGUACGAAUUCUUUGUCAGCACGGGCAAGUUCCACGGCGGCGUCAUGCCAGAGGUGCCUCCGCUUAGGGAAUGGUGCACUUGGGACUUUUGAGCGACCAGUACCCUGUUGACGCCCGUAUCUCUUUUUUUUUUCCGACGACUGUGGCAUCAGUUUUGGGGGGUUGACGGCGUUUGGGGUUCUUUUUCAGGCGAACAGCGCCAAGUUACGUAUCUAGCAGGACUUGGGUAGAAGAAGCGCCCUAUGGUCUUUGAUGACAUUUCGGAUGAAUUUACAUGUUGUCUCUGCAUCGAUCGAGGGACAUUCACGAAGCAUGGGCGCGCUGAAAGGAGGGAGAAUUGAGCGUCCAUAAACGCAACUUUUGUCGUAACGUUAUUUUUUUGGAUUUUGAUGUUUUUGACUGGG